CAUCCCCACUCUCCCACUGGGACCCAUGUGGCAUCCAUCCAUACUGGGACCCACGUGGCAUCCAUCCAUCCAUCCUCACCCACAAAUCACAGCCGUCAAAGGGAAAUGAUCAAAUGAAAAAAGAGGAAAACGUUAUCUCUUGUCUUUUCCUCAGCCCUGACAACCAACGGUCCACAGGCCACUCCUCACGAACCAACGGCUGAGAUUCGUCUGGGUUUCCUCUCCUCCUCUAAUGUCAAAUCUCGAGACUUUUGGCUUUGGGGGAGGACGAAGAAACGAAGGGCCCUGAUUCAAGCUGAUGUAAAGGGCUGUCAGAGAGUUGACUCUACUACACCUUCCUCGAUCGAGCGAACGGUCCGCCCCUCUUCAAAUGGCACGUUUAAGCCGACGAAACGAGGCGUCGUGGCAUUCCAGCUUUCCAAGUUCAUCUCUUUGAAGACAAGAGUAGUGAGUUCAUGCUACGAAGCUGCUGCCGCUGCUGCUAUUGCGCUGCUUGAGGAUUCUGGUAAAGUUUCUCUCUUCUUCUUUUAUCUGGGUUUUGAUUGAUUGGAUUGGACUGAGAUGGAUCUGUUCGAAAGUUGCUGCCUUUAUCACUCGUUUUGUUUACGCCAUGGAAAUUGAGGUUCUGGGUUCAUCUUGUUUUUUUUUUUUUUUGGGUCUUAUGUUUUUGGGGAAGUCAAGGAAUUGGGUUCUGGGUUCUUCAGGGUGGAAUGAAAAGUUGGAAUCUUUGGCUUUCAGAGAUGAGCGUGAGAGGGAGAGAGAGAGAGAACAGUUGAAUUGAAUCACAAUCCCCUGUAUUUGGGUUUUUUGUUUUGUUUUGCGGUGUUUCCCAUCUAUCAGGUGACCUUCUGCAGAAGAUUUCAUGAACUGGUUUGAUGGUUGAAUCAUGAAUUGGGUAUUUCAGUUAGGGUUAUGGGACAAUCCUGAUGUCAAUCCUUAUGAUCUUCCUGUGCUGAAUUCCAGGAUUGCUUGGAAUUGGAGCAACUUCGAUUCACAAACUUAUAUCAUACUAGAUGGAUCCUGAAGAUGAGAUAUGUGGUGAUACAUGGGGGACGAAAUCCACAUCGUCAAAUUCGUUACAGCAGAACUCAGCAGAUUUUGGGUUGCAACAGCAGCUCGAGAAGAAGUGGGACAACAAUAGCUCCCCUAUCAUGGACUAUGGAUUCAGGAUUGGCCAAGAACAACCACCAUUCCAUGGACAAGUAAAUUGUCAGAUCAAUAAUUCGAUACAAGGCAACGAUAACAACACCAACGACAACAAACCCCCUGAAUGGGAUCCAAGUGCAAUGCUCAACAACCUCUCUUUCUUGGAACAAAAGAUCCAUCAGCUCCAGGGCAUGGUCCACUUGAUCAUCACCCGAAAAGGUCAAGUUCCCAGCAAACCAGAUGAGGUCCUGACUCAGCAGCAGCAGCAGCUCAUAACUGCUGAUCUCACCUCCAUCAUUGUCCAGUUGAUAUCCACUGCUGGUACCCUGCUGCCAUCAGUCAAGACAAUCGGACAGUUCGGACAGUUCACACCAAAACCAGCUGCUGUGUCUCCCGAGCAGCAACAGCAGCAGCAGUCUAACAACAGUAUGGAUGUCGAACACAACUACUCCACCACCGAAGAGCACGAAGAACAUGAGGACGGUGAAACCGAGCAUCUCCCACCUGGUUCUUACGAGAUUCUACAGCUCGAGAAGGAAGAAAUCCUGGCCCCGCACACUCACUUCUGCACUAUAUGUGGGAAAGGUUUCAAGCGGGAUGCCAACUUGAGAAUGCACAUGAGAGGCCAUGGUGAUGAGUACAAGACUCCUGCAGCCCUCGCAAAGCCUCCAACGGUAAAAGAAGUGGGCUCAGCCGCAGAGCCCGUGAUCAUCAAGAGAUACUCAUGCCCUUUCUCGGGCUGCAAGCGGAACAAGGACCACAAGAAGUUCCAGCCUCUCAAAACGAUCCUCUGUGUCAAGAACCACUACAAGAGGACUCACUGCGACAAGAGCUAUGUGUGCAGCAGGUGCAACACCAAGAAGUUCUCGGUCAUGGCUGACCUCAAGACCCACGAGAAGCACUGCGGGAGGGACAAGUGGCUUUGCUCUUGCGGGACCACCUUCUCCAGGAAGGACAAGCUGUUCGGACACAUCGCGCUGUUCCAAGGACACACCCCUGCCAUUCCUCCCGACGAAACCAAGACAGUCGUUGCUCUUGCUCCUACUGAUGAUCCUGCUGCUGCUGCAAACAAGCUCGCUGAUGGCAGUGGCCUUGCUACCAUGGACUUCAAUUCUGGUGCUCAAGCUCUCAUGGACUUCAAGUCGGUCGAUGAUCCUGCUGGUGCGGCCGCUGUUGCAAGCUGCUUCUCCCCUUUGAACUUCGAUUCGUGCAAUUUCGUUGGUGGGUUUCCAGAGUUCAAUCGACAGGGGUUCGACGAUUCUGAGGCUUCGUUCUCGUUUCUUUUGUCUGGCGGGUCGUGUAAUUACAGCAGCCAGAAAACUGGAGGGGAAUCCUAGUACUAGCAGUAGUAGUAGGGCUAGCAUUGGACUAUUGUUCGCAACUUGGUAGAGAA
Messenger RNA from Linum trigynum, 2539 nucleotides. The record is from the annotation of a GenBank genome assembly. NCBI's taxonomy places the organism in Eukaryota, Viridiplantae, Streptophyta, Magnoliopsida, Malpighiales, Linaceae.